GGGCUCUGCAACAAAAUGUCGAGUUCAGAAUCGCCAUUGAUAAUACAGUCAUCAGGCUGGGGCGGGAACGAUGGCAAGUGGUCUGUUUACCAAGUCGACGUUGGCACACCUGCGCAGAGAUUCAACAUCCUGCCCGCGACAUCCGAUGGCGAGAUCUGGGUACCUGUGCCAGAGGGAUGCGACUCUUCGAUACCGAACUGCGCAACUUCGAGAGGCAUAGAGUCUGUGGACGGGGCGCAGAGCAGAGGGUUCCAGACCAACGAAUCCAGCAGUUGGCAACAAAUCGGCAUAUACGACCUCAGCGCAGACGACUCUCUCUUCCCGAAUUCUGGCGAUGCUGCACUGUAUGGGUUGGAGAAUGUCUCGCUGGGUGCUCUCAAUGCCGCCUCACUGAGCAACCAGAUCGUCGGCGGCAUAUCCAGCUACAACUUUUGGCUCGGAAUCAUUGGGCUCGGUGCGCAACCAGCGAGAUUUUCGAAUUUGCCAGACACUGCUGCAACGGUGUUGAGCUCAGCAAAGCAGCAGAACCUAUCUGCUAGCGUCUCGUAUGGAUUCAGCGCUGGCGCGGCUUAUCGAAAUGCGCCUGGAAGUAUCAUCAUGGGUGGAUACGAUCGCGCCGCAUUCGAGCCUAGCAAUCUUAACUUCCCACUCGCGUUCGCUGGUUCCAGGUCCUUGACUGCUCGACUGAAGAAUUUGGUCAUCUCGAACACGUUGCAAGGGACAAUCUCACCUCCUGUCGAAUCUGGCGGCCUAAAUAUGUCAAUAGACUCGACCGUUGCGCAGAUCUGGCUCCCAGGAUCGAUUUGUGAUACGCUUUCUGCUGCAUUAGGUCUUCAGUACGACAACAGCACCGAACUGUACUUUGUAAAUUCCACUGCACAUCAAAGUCUUCUUAGUCAAGCCCCGGAGUUUACUUUCACAUUAGCAGCAGCGGGAUCGCCGAACACGACGACAAACAUCGUCUUACCGUAUGCAGCAUUUGACCAGCAGAUCGGUCAGCCAUGGUCCACCGAGGACACGACGUACUUCCCGAUCCGAAGAGCUGCAAACGAGAGCCAACUUGUGCUUGGCCGCACGUUCUUGCAAGAAGCAUAUCUUGUGGUCGACUGGGAACGCCAGAAUUUUACACUUGGUCAAUCCUUGCAUCGACCGGGUGUGUCGAACGACAUCGUCACCAUUGAGCCUGUGACAAACAGCAGCAAUUCGAGCAAGAUCUCUAUAGGUGCAAUAGCCGGCAUUGCAGUCGGCGCCGUCCUGCUGAUAGCCGCGAUCUGCGGCGGGAUCUGGUUUUUCCGACGCAAGAAGCGCCGAGAGCAGCGUGCGAGGGACGAAACUGCCGACGCUGAGGCUCGGGCUAGAACCGAAGCUGCAGUGGACAUGUAUCCGCCUGACAAGAAGGACCCAAUUGGCGAAUACGAAGGCGAUGCAGAGCUGCCAGGUCACACUCGCCCUAACAAGCUCGAAGCAGAGCUGAUGGCGGAAUAUCGACAUGAAAUGCCGUCGCCGUAUAAAGAGAAGGACAAUGUGUUCGUGUCGGAGCGACCAGAGCUCUUUGGAGGAGAUUCGGCUCAAAUGCUGGGGUCGAAUGAAAUAUAUGAACUACCCGGACACGAGGCCGCGAAGGAGAUGGAUGCUCCAGCUUCCGGCGAGGCGAGCGAGAUAAGCAAACCACAAUCGGCGCCAGAUGGGGAGCAGUCGCCUGAUGGCACCCAGGUCCCGAUCGGCACACUCGAUAGGCUUGGAUGGGGCCGCGGAGAUGGUCGUCCGAAUACUUGA
Cercospora beticola is the source of this 1776-nucleotide messenger RNA. Its product is annotated as pepsin-like aspartic protease. Gene Ontology annotation, cellular component: fungal-type vacuole. The record is from RefSeq and is a predicted model, not a curated record. Gene Ontology annotation, molecular function: aspartic-type endopeptidase activity. Lineage: Eukaryota; Fungi; Ascomycota; Dothideomycetes; Mycosphaerellales; Mycosphaerellaceae. Gene Ontology annotation, biological process: proteolysis.